GAAAGUAUUGCAAAACUUUGAGCAAUUAAGAAGUUGAAAAAAAAAUAAUGGAAGAAGUAAAAUUGUUAGGUUUUUGGGUAAGUCCUUUUAGUAUAAGAGUUGAAAUGGCCCUAAAACUUAAGGGUAUUGAUUAUGAGUACAUUGAAGCACAACUUCCAAUAAAAAAGUGUCCUAAUAUUGUCAAGUAUAAUCCUAUUUACAAAAAAGUUCCUGUAUUUUUGCACAAUGGAAAGCCAAUUCCUGAGUCUCUAGUGAUUCUUGAAUAUAUUGAUGAAAAUUGGAAAGAUGGCACAUCUCUUCUACCAAAAGAUCCUUAUCAAAGAGCCAUGGCACGUUUUUGGGCUAAGUUUAUGGAUGAAAAGUGCUUGCCAGAGAUGAUUAAACUUUGUUAUGACAGCAAUUAUGAAGUAAAGGUGAAAGCCAUGGCAGAGCUUCAAGAGCUACUUAAACUUCUUGAGAAUGAAUUGAUCAAAGAUAAUAAUAACAUUUUGUUUGGAGGAGAAAAUAAAGUUGGAUAUAUGGAAAUUGUUUCCAUUUUGAUAACUUAUUGGCUUGGAGUUAUGCAAGAAGCAUUGGAAGUAGACAUAUUGAACAAAAAGGAAUUUCCAAAUAUAUGUGGAUGGGCUGAUAAGGUGAUAAGUUGUAGCUUUAUGAAGGAAAAUUUGCCACCUAGAGAAAACUUACUUGCAUUUUACAAAGAAUAUGCUCAACCAUUUGUGCUACCAAAUAAUGAACUUUCUCAAUAAACAAAUCACACACACAAAUAAUUGUAUUGAAAUCCUCAAGGAGAAGUUGUGUUUGAUUAGAGUGUGAUCAUGUGUGUAUGUUUCUUUUGUUUAUGUAUUUGUUCAUCUUGUAUGAUCAUGUGUGUAUGUUUCUUUUGUUUGUGUAUUUGUUCAUCUUGUAAUGGUGAAAUG
Messenger RNA from Solanum stenotomum, 917 nucleotides. RefSeq names its product glutathione S-transferase U8-like. Gene Ontology annotation, molecular function: glutathione transferase activity. The record is from RefSeq and is a predicted model, not a curated record. Gene Ontology annotation, biological process: glutathione metabolic process. The coding region runs from base 48 to 746 and encodes 232 amino acids. Lineage: Eukaryota; Viridiplantae; Streptophyta; Magnoliopsida; Solanales; Solanaceae. The transcript is spliced from 2 exons. Gene Ontology annotation, cellular component: cytoplasm.